Nicotiana attenuata is the source of this 1091-nucleotide messenger RNA. Its product is annotated as agamous-like MADS-box protein AGL62. The transcript has a single exon. Gene Ontology annotation, biological process: regulation of transcription by RNA polymerase II. The coding region runs from base 234 to 911 and encodes 225 amino acids. Lineage: Eukaryota; Viridiplantae; Streptophyta; Magnoliopsida; Solanales; Solanaceae. The record is from RefSeq and is a predicted model, not a curated record. Gene Ontology annotation, molecular function: RNA polymerase II cis-regulatory region sequence-specific DNA binding; DNA-binding transcription factor activity, RNA polymerase II-specific; protein dimerization activity.
AGUUUCCAUAUGUUUUUUAAUUUUCCUAGAACAGCGUUCCAUAUUACAGUACUUUCCAAAUUAAAACCCAAUCCCGUUCCUACAACUACAACUAAAACGAGUAAACAAAUCUUUUCCGAUUCUUGAAUGGUAAAAAAUCUUUGAUUUACAGACCAAGCAACUCCUCUAUAAAAUAUUAUACAUCAACAAGUUCUCAAUUAACGAAGCCAAUUAAUCUUCUUCUUCCCUCUACCAUGAACACUACUAUUAGCACCAUGAAGAAAACUCAAGGACGGAGGAAAAUUGCAAUCAAGCCAAUUGACAAUCAAAAUAGUAGGCAUGUUACUUUCUCCAAACGGCGUUUAGGACUUUUCAAAAAAGCUAGCGAACUUUGCAUCUUAAGCGGUGCAGAAAUCGCUAUUCUCGUUCAAUCUUUAAAACGACAACGUCUUUUCGCUUUCGGUCAUCCCAACGCUGACGCCGUUAUCGACCGUUAUCUCACAGGAAAAUCGUCCUCCUCCUCAUCCACGGUCGAUCAACUCAACGUGCAACAGAACAAUCAAUACUAUUCUCAAAUUUGUAGAGAAUUGGAGGCUGAGAAGAAAAAAAAAGAGAUUAUUGAAAAUUCAAAGAUUGUGAAUAAUAAUAGUAAUAAUGAGGGAUUUUGGUGGAAUGAAUCAAUUGAUGAUAUGGGAAUUGAGGAACUUGAAGAAUUUAUGGGUGCAUUGGAAGAAUUGAAGAAGAAAAUAACACUGAGAGCUGAUGAAUUGAGUAUGAUAAAUGGUUCUUCAGUAGUGCCAACAGCUUCAACUUUGAAUAAUAAUAUUGCUAGAUUUGGGGCUGAAGAUCAAUUCUUGAAUCAGGCUGCUAUCGACUAUUGUUCUUCAAUUGUUCCUUACCAAUUCAAUCACCCGGGAGAUGGCCAAUUCUGAAGCGAUUAUUAUUUAUAUUUAAAGCAUGAUUAGUUGAGUAUUAAUCAAGUAUCAUGUUUUUUCUUUCUAAUUAUCUUUCUCUUGUUUAUGAAGAAGUAGCAUGUCGUGAUCUUUGGUUAUAUAUAAAAGAACUGAGAAGCUGUUGUUUUUGUAUUAAUAAUCUCUACUAUCUUCUUCCUU